Molecule: messenger RNA, 2258 nt
Organism: Biomphalaria glabrata
Lineage: Eukaryota; Metazoa; Mollusca; Gastropoda; Planorbidae
Exons: 2
Coding region: 1159-1668 (169 amino acids)
Cellular component (GO): membrane
Source: RefSeq, a predicted model, not a curated record
AAGAGAAUAGCGCUAGCACAAGAAAGGACAAGAGAACAGUGCUAGCAGAAAAAAGGACAAGAGAACAGUGCUAACAGAAGAAAGGACAAGAGAAAAUCGCUAGCACAAGAAAGGACAAGAGAACAGCAUGAUGAAGAUGUAGACCAACAUGAAGAUGAAAUGUAAACCAAAAUAUUGAUCAAGAGAUGUAUGGAAUAAAAAGUGAACAUCUUGAGAGGGAAAACAAUUCCUAGAGGCAAAGACACAGACACAUUCGAUACAUUAGAGAUUGUUUCCUUUUCUACCAUCAUUUAGAGCCUUUUUUGUGAGGGAACCUGCGUCUGUAAAGAAACGAACAUUUCCCUAAUGCUACUUCAAAUUCAGAUCUCCUCCCAACCUCAGGCUGAGUACUACAUCUUCAUCAUGCUGGUCUACAUCUUCAUGUUGGUCUACAUCGUCAUCUAGCUGGUCUACAUCUUCAUCUAGCUGGUCUACAUCUUCAUCAUGUUGGUCUACAUCUUUAUGUUGGUCUACAUCUUCAUGUUGGUCAACAUCUUCAUCAUGCUGGUCUACAUGUACAUGUCUACCUUUUCAUCAUGUUGGUAUACAUCUUCAUGUUGGUCUAUAUCUUCAUGUACAUCUUCAUGUUGGUCUACCUUUUCAUCAUGUUGGUCUACAUCUUCAUGUUGGUCUACAUCUUCAUGUUGGUCUACAUCUUCAAGUUGGUCUACAUCUUCAUGUUGGUCUACAUCUUCAUGUUGGUCUACAUCUUCAUCAUGCUGGUCUACAUCUUCAUGUUGGUCUACAUCUUCAUGUUGGUCUACAUCUUCAUGUUGGUCUAUAUCUUCAUGUUGGUCUACAUCUUCAUCAUGCUGGUAUACAUCUUUAUGUUUGUAUAUAUCUUCAUGUUGAUCUACAUCUUCAUGUUGGUCUACAUCUUCAUGCUGGUCUACAUGUACAUGUCUACCUUUUCAUCAUGUUGGUCUAAAUCUUCAUGUUGGUCUACAUCUUCAUGUUGGUCUACAUCUUCAUGUUGGUCUACAUCUUCAUGUUGGUCUACAUCUUCAUGUUGGUCUACAUCUUCAUCAUGCUGGUCUACAUCUUCAUAUUGGUCUACAUCUUCAUCAUGCUGGUCUACAUGUACAUGUCUACCUUUUCAUCAUGUUCGUCUAAAUCUUCAUGUUGGUCUACAUCUUCAUGUUGGUCUACAUCUUCAUGUCGGUCUUUAUCUUCAUCAUGCUGGUCUACAUCUUCAUGUUGGUCUACAUCUUCAUCAUGUUGGUCUACAUCUUCAUGUUGGUCUACAUCUUCAUGUUGGUCUACAUCUUCAUGUUGGUCUACAUCUUCAUGUUGGUCUACAUUUUCAUCAUGCUGGUCUACACCUUCAUGUUAGUCUACAUCUUCAUGUUAGUCUACAUCUUCAUGUUAGUCUACAUCUUCAUCAUGCUGGUCUACAUCUUCAUGUUGAUCUACAUCUUCAUGUUAGUCUACAUCUCCAUGUUGGUCUACAUCUUCAUAAUGGUCUACAUCUUCAUGUUGGUCUACAUCUUCAUCAUGCUGGUCUACAUCUUCAUGUUGGUCUACAUCUUCAUGUUGGUCUACAUCUUCAUCAUGCUGGUCUACAUCUUCAUGUUGAUCUACAUCUUCAUGUUAGUCUACAUCUCCAUGUUGGUCUACAUCUUCAUGUAGGUCUACAUCUUCAUGUUGGUCUACAUCUUCAUGUUGGUCUACAUCUUCAUCAUGCUGGUCUACAUGUACAUGUCUACCUUUUCAUCAUGUUGGUCUACAUCUUCAUGUUGGUCUACAUCUUCAUCAUGCUGGUCUACAUCUUCAUGUUGGUCUACAUCUUCAUCAUGCUGGUCUACAUGUACAUGUCUACCUUUUCAUCAUGUUGGUCUACAUCUUCAUGUUGGUCUACAUCUUCAAGUUGGUCUACAUCUUUAUGUUGGUCUACAUCUUCAUGUUGGUCUACAUCUUCAUGUUGAUCUACAUCUUCAUGUUGGUCUACAUCUUCAUGUUGGUCUACAUCUUCAUCAUGCUGGUCUACAUCUUCAUGUUGGUCUACAUCUUCAUGUUGGUCUACAUCUUCAUGUUGGUCCUUAUCUUCAUGUUGGUCUAUAUCUUCAUGUUGGUCUACAUCUUCAUCAUACUGGUCUACAUCUUUAUGUUUGUAUACAUCUUCAUGUUGGUCUACAUCUUCAUCAUGCUGGUCUACAUGUACAUGUCUACUUUUUUAUCAUGUUGGUCUACAUCUUCAUGUUGGUCUACAUCUUCAUGUU